Micropterus salmoides (largemouth bass) is the source of this 3861-nucleotide messenger RNA. RefSeq lists its product as uncharacterized. Gene Ontology annotation, molecular function: protein binding; RNA binding; metal ion binding. Bases 136 to 1701 code for a protein of 521 amino acids. The transcript is spliced from 16 exons. The record is from RefSeq and is a predicted model, not a curated record. Lineage: Eukaryota; Metazoa; Chordata; Actinopteri; Centrarchiformes; Centrarchidae.
CUCAGGAAGUGGACUAAACCACCAAAAGGUUCCCGCAGAUUCGGUAUCGAUUGUCCCAAUGUUACAAACGUGUUCACACUGACCUAAACCUUUCUUUAAAUACUUUUUGUGGGAUAUUUGAGACGAUAAUGCUGGAUGGUUGCGCUCAUGAAAUUCACCAGAGACAUAUGCAGGCUGUUGGGACUCGGGAGCGGUACCCCUGUCCAGCAGCAGGAGGAACAGAUGCAUUGUGGUGCCGCAACUGACCCAAGUGAUAAUGCCACUUUGUCACAGGUUGCAUUAAAUGGAGAGCAGGAUUUGAGUGAGGAGGAGAAGGUCAGACAGAGAGCAGAGCGACGCAAAGCCAAGAGGAAGCGCCGUCGAAAACGUAAGAAGCAGGAGCAGGUGAAGCAAGAUGAGAGUGCUGAACGGGAAGAUGAAGAUGAGGAUGGAGGUGCAGAGUCCGAACUGGACGAGAGCGAGUCAGAAGCGGAAGUUGGUGCUGAAGAGGAGAAACAAAGAGUGCAAAAAGAGAAGGAAAAGGACGGACACUCGGCUGCCUCAAAUAAGUGUGUUGCCGCUCCUCUCAUGGCUCCUUCAGGAAUGAAAGGACAUCAGAAGACCCAAGCCAGAUCCACUGAAGAGGAGCCAGAGUGGGAUGUGAGCUGUGCCUUCUUUGCUAAUGCUGCUAGCCAUAUCAAACCCAAAGGAUCAAGUCGCAAGUCCAAAGAAAACAAGGAGAAUGAGGCCAGGAGAGAGACAAACGGAAUUGACAACAUGACCAAGAAAAGUGCGUCACUGACAGAAAAGGGGAUAAAGUUGGUGCAAGAGGGCCAGUACACACAAGCAGUCAGUAUGUUUACAGAAGCCAUCAAAUGUGACCCAAAGGAUUACAGGUUCUUUGGGAAUCGUUCCUAUUGCUAUUACUGCUUGGAGCAGUACCCUCAGGCCCUGGCAGAUGCUGAACGCUCCAUUCAGCAGGCCCCAGACUGGCCCAAAGGACAUUUCCGCAAGGGAAGUGCUCUCAUGGGCAUGAAGCGGUACAGUGAGGCAGAGAGGGCUAUGGAGCAGGUGCUGAAACUGGAUAAAGACUGUGAAGAGGCUGUCAAUGACCUAUUUAACUGCAAAGUGCUGCAGUUAAUGGAGCUCGGUUUUGAAGAAGUUCAAAGUGUCCUACUGCUGGAGAAAUUUUCAACUGUGCAGGCUGUUCUGGCAUCUUGUUCUGAUGCAGCCAGGGGUAUAACCACAUCUGGAAGCCAAGAUCCAUCAGUUGUGCUGCCGGGAAGCCCUUGCCCAUCUCUGUGGGUGGGAAAUGUGACAACUGAGCUAACAGAGAAACACCUGUGGGACCUUUUUAAAAUGUAUGGAGAGAUAGAGAGUAUCCGUGUGCUACAUGAGAGAUUCUGUGCUUUUGUCAAUUUUAAGAAUGCAAACAUGGCAGCUCAUGCCAUGGAAAAACUAAAUGGUUUUUGUAUUGAGAACACACGUUUAGUGGUGCGCUAUCCUGACCGUCGCACUCAGAGGGUCCUUCCCAUUCCACUUAAGACCUGUCUCUCUUUCACACAGCAGGCAGGAGCAGCUGCUGGACCUCGACGACGUGGCCCAGUGAAUGGAGACGAGUGUUACUUUUGGAGAACCACUGGCUGCCAUUUUGGAGACAAAUGUCGCUACAAACACAUUCCUGAUCAGAAAGGCAAGGACAGGAAGCCUUGGCAGCCUUGAACUCUGCUUUCUUUCUGCCCCAGUAGUGUGCAGGAAACUGGGAUGCCAGACUGAGCCAAAGGAGCUGGCGCAUACUGGACCAGGUUCUCUGGGCUGAGAAUACUUAGUAUUGCAGAGUGGAUCAAAGCCAGCACUCAGGCUUUAAGGCAGGGAGAGGCACACAUGUGCCACAAAGGACUGGGAGCAUCAAGGUUUUCAUUUCAACCAAAGACAAUAUUGAACAAUAUUGGUGUUGUCUUUGUUUUGAAUGAAAACCUUUAUAAUCGCAGCCCUUCAUGGCACAUGGUGACCUAAUCCCGCUUUAAGGGAUACAACCAAACCUCACAGGCCAACAACAUAACGAAGAACUGAAACUGCCUUGGUCCACUAUUGAAAAUACAAAAUAAUGACUCUGUUGUGUACAGCAGUAAUGAAAGGACUCUAUGGAUUUUUCUGACCAUCAUCAUCUUUGGUGAUGAUCCUGGAUAUCUUCCUUUAGAAAUUCCAACACAAAGCAGUGCUUCUCCCCAUUUUAAUUACAGUGACUUGAGAAUACUUUAACUUGCAGUUUGUGAAUAGUUUAGGUUUAUCCUUGGCCCACAACUGCUCACGAAUCUGCGGUUCAUGCCGUCUGCCAUUUGUUGUUCCUGCACAAAUAUCAGCACAUUGUCCACCAGACCAAAGACUUCCCAACAUAUGUACUUGACAUUUUAAUCCCUCCCCUGUGUAGAUGAGGUUUUUCUUUUAUAACACUGUGCUAUGUAGCUUUAGUUAAGAUGAUCAUUGGUGGGUACAUAGACUUGAGGGAGUGCAAAAUGACGUGUUAAUGCAUGGAUUUAUUAUCUUUACCUAUUAGCUGACAGUCAUGACAAGUUAUGGAGGACUCAUUUCCAUCAUAACUAUACAUAGGGGUUAGAAGUAGUCAUGGAAAUGCCUGACAGUAUCGUGCAGUCCAGUUGCAUAAAUACUACCUUUAUAAAUGCUGUAGUGUUCAGUUUUUUGUUAGACUGUGCCAGAGAGGCCACAGUUUGUUGUAUUGGAUUGCAUGAAAUGUCAGGUGUGAAGUUCUUCAGUUUUAGAUGUGGCAUUGAUAUGCAAAUGUGAAUAGCCUUUCUAAGUUUUUAUCUGAGCAUUAGAAUAUGCUUUCUUGGUACAUCUGCAUAGCACUGCAGUGCUUUAUGUCUAUGCAAAAGAGCCAUGCUGACUCGGCAGCCAGACAGACAUACACACACCUACCACCUCUGGCAGAUGUUGUUGAUGUUCAUGACAGACAUGUUGAUGUCAUUGACAAACAAGUUUAUACUACAGGAUACUGCCUUACAAACAUUCAUGCUCAGUGUUUUUGACCGGGGGGGGUCUCCAUUUCAGUAUUUCAGUAAACCAAAGAAUGCUUUAUCUGAAGAUUCAGCACAGACAGCAGCCUUAUUCUUUCAUGAGUUUCAACACUAGACAGUGCAUUGAAAUCUAUCGACAUGUAUUUAUAUCAUCCACUAGAUAACAAUUACCGCUACAACACCUGGUUUAAGUCCACACUACGUUCACUAAACUAUGCACAGCAUAAUGAGAGUAUUUAUUUUCCUAUUUAUACCUAUGUGUUUUAUUUCUAUUUUUUACAACAUACCUUAGGAACCGAAUACAGCUUUUAAUUUACUGGUCUUUUCACUUUAUGGUAGGUUACAGAAAUGUAUUUUCUGUGAGCCUCCUCUUCUGUUUAUUUCUGGCCUUAAGAGACAAGCAUUAUUAAGAACAAUUUGGUGCAAACACGGUCAUGUUUCACUUCUACUUUUCUCGAAAUACUUUCAGUCUUGUGGCUAAAACUUGUGAAAAGGGAAUCUGACACAAAACCUUAACCUUGCACUUAACAAACUAUUUGACUGGUGCUGUUUACUAUGGUUGCACAGUGCAUUUCAUUUUGCAGACUAAUGAAGUGCAUUGGAUGUUGCCUUAGAAUAUUUUCAUGUAUUCUUGUGAAUAUUUCAGAAUUGAACAAAAUAAUUGCCUAACUUUAACUGUAUCGAUUUGGUAUGCUUUUAUUAGUUUUACCUUGUUUCAAACUAUUUCAGGAAAUGUACACAUUGAUAUCCACAGCGCUGCAAUCCUGUUAAUCUUUCAGAUAUUUUGUAUUCUCGUUACAGCACUGCAAAAAAGUAUUUUCUAUUUAAUAAAUAUAUUUGAACCACC